AUGAAUAAAAUUGGAUUUUCGUUGUUUGUACAAGUAUUUAAUGGGACUUCAGAUGAAUUAAAACAAGUUAUUAAUCAAUUUAAUCCAGAUAUUGGUAUUAUUCAUAUUGAACAAAUAAGAAAUUAUAAAUUUAAAGUAACAGUUCAAAAUACAGAACAAGGAAGAAUGUUAAUGAAUUUUAAUGAUUUUUUAUGGAAUGGAAGUAAAAUGGUUGUUACAUUUGAACGAGAACCACCAAGAGAACAACAAUAUAAAUUUGUAUUAGAACAAAUAAAAUAUAAAUAUUGUAAUAUUAAAACACGUUCUUUAGACCUUUCAUUUUUUAUUAACAAAUUAAAAGAAUUUGAAUAUAGAUCAACUCAAUCAUUUGACAUUCUUUUAAAGGAUGCAUUAAAUUAUUAUUAUCAAGAUAUUCCUGAUCUUUUAUCAUUAAAUUUAAGUAAUAAUAACAUUAAUUUGACAACAUUCUUUGAUGAAAUGUGUCAUGGAUUUAAAGAACUUACUUUAUUAGAUUUAUCAAAUAAUAAAAUUACAAAUUAUAUGUGUUUGGGUUGUCUUAAAAAUAUUCCAUUAAGAAACCUUUGUCUUUUAGGUAAUCCAUUACCACAAGUUGAUUCUCUUUUUCUUAUUCAUACAUUUCCUUUCUUAGAAAUAUUCAAUAAUAAAUUAUUUGAAAGAUAUAAUUUUAAUUGUACAAUUAAAAGUAAUGUGAAUACUCUUCAAUAUAAUACUAUUCAUCCUUUAAAUCUCAAUAAAUUUGAAAGUAUUUAUAAUUUCUUUGAUACUUAUUUCAAAUUUCAAGAUAAUAAUAUAGAGUCAUUGUCACAAUUAUAUUCAACAUAUUCUUAUUUUGAUAUUACUCUUGGAAAAGGAGUUCAAUUGGUUGGAGUUAAUUCAAGAAAUAUUAUUAAUUUGAAUGCAAUUGAUACAAAAAGGUUUAUUCAAAGUGGAACAAAUCAAAUUAUUAAUGGAUUAAAAACUCUUGGAAAGACUAAACAUCGAAUAUCUGACAUGUGUUUUGAUAUUGUUGAACAAGGAGUAUUUUAUAUAAUUAAUAUUAUGGGACAAUGUGAAAUUAGACAAAACACUUUACAAUUUUGUAGAACAUUUAUUGUUAAUACUGAAAACCAACAAUUAAUAAUAGUAAAUGAUCAUUUACAUUUAUACAAUAAUUCUAAUAAAUUCAUUGUAAUUAAAACAUUUUCAAAAUUUCUUAAACAUAUAGUUCAUUCAUUUCCUGGAAUUAAAGAAAAACAGGCAUUAAUAGUUUUAGAAAAGAAUAAUUGGGAUAUGAAAAAAACUGAAUCAGAGAUAUGUAAUUUACUUCAUAUUCAACCUCUUACAAUGAAACAAUUAAAUCCAAUGAAUAAUCUCGAAGGAAUUGAGGAAAAUGACAUUGAACAUCUUAAUGAAGAAAAUAUCUCUAAACUUGUAGAAUUGGGAUUUUUAAGAGAAACAGCUAUUCGUGCUUUAAUUUUAUCUGAUGGAAAUCUGGAACUUGCAGCAGAGAGACUUACUCAACAACAAGACUCUUUUGUUUUAGAAGAAAAUAAUGAUGUUUGGAAUCAACAAGAUGAAGAGAAUAUUCAACGUUUGAUUGCUUUAGUUCCAAAUAGGGAAGUUUGUAUUUCAGCCUAUUUACAAAAUCAUAAAAACUGUGAGCGUGCAGCAGAUUCUUUAUUUCAAUGA
Entamoeba histolytica HM-1:IMSS is the source of this 1689-nucleotide messenger RNA. RefSeq lists its product as uncharacterized. Gene Ontology annotation, biological process: poly(A)+ mRNA export from nucleus. The record is from RefSeq and is a predicted model, not a curated record. The transcript has 2 exons. Gene Ontology annotation, cellular component: nucleus. Bases 1 to 1689 code for a protein of 562 amino acids. NCBI's taxonomy places the organism in Eukaryota, Evosea, Mastigamoebida, Endamoebidae. Gene Ontology annotation, molecular function: protein binding; RNA binding.